AGGACAUUGGGGGUGAUGCGUCCUCCCCCGCUCAUCGAGAUGGUGCGCUCGGGGCGGGGCGGCGCCGUCCCGCGGUGCCCGGGCGGACGCUCUAGCCACUAUCCCCGCCGGGUGCCCGAGAUGUCGCAGCCUUGGCCCGCGCUGCGCCAGGCCCUGCUGGCCCGCCCCUGGAGGGGAGCCAGGCUGCGGUGGAAGCACACCUCCUCCCUGAAGGUGGCCAACGAACCCGUCUUAGCAUUCACGCAGGGCAGCCCCGAGCGAGACGCACUGCAAAAGGCCUUGAAGGACCUGAAGGGCAGGACGGAAGCCAUCCCGUGCGUGGUGGGGGAUGAGGAGGUGUGGACGUCGGACGUGCAGUACCAGGUGUCGCCCUUUAACCACGGACACAAGGUGGCCAAGUUCUGUUAUGCAGACAAGGGCCUGCUCAACAAAGCCAUCGAGGCCGCCCUGGCUGCGAGGAAAGAGUGGGACCUGAAGCCUGUCGCAGAUCGAGCCCAGAUCUUCCUGAAGGCGGCAGAUAUGCUGAGUGGGCCGCGCAGGGCUGAGGUCCUCGCCAAGACCAUGGUGGGACAGGGCAAGACGGUGAUCCAAGCGGAGGUCGACGCCGCAGCCGAGCUCAUCGACUUCUACCGAUUCAAUGCCAAGUUUGCUAUGGAGCUGCAGGGGGAGCAGCCCAUCAGCGUGCCACCCAGCACCAACAGCGUGGUGUACCGCGGGCUGGAGGGCUUUGUGGCGGCCAUCUCCCCCUUCAACUUCACUGCGAUCGGCGGCAACCUGGCGGGGGUGCCGGCCCUGAUGGGCAACGUGGUCCUGUGGAAGCCCAGUGACACUGCCAUGCUGGCCAGCUAUGCCGUCUACCGGAUCCUCCGGGAGGCCGGCCUGCCCCCGAACAUCAUCCAGUUUGUGCCAGCUGACGGGCCCACAUUUGGGGACACCAUCACCAGCUCAGAGCACCUCUGCGGCAUCAACUUCACAGGCAGUGUGCCCACCUUCAAACGCCUGUGGAAGCAGGUGGCCCAGAACCUGGACCGGUUCCGCACCUUCCCACGCCUGGCUGGAGAAUGUGGCGGAAAGAACUUCCACUUCGUGCACCGCUCGGCCGACGUGGACAGUGUGGUGAGCGGGACCCUGCGCUCAGCCUUCGAGUACGGCGGCCAGAAGUGCUCCGCCUGCUCGCGCCUCUACGUGCCCCAGUCGCUGUGGCCGCAGAUCAAAGGGCGGCUGCUGGAGGAGCACGGCCGGAUCAAAGUGGGCGACCCUGCAGAGGAUUUUGGGACCUUCUUCUCGGCGGUGAUUGAUGCCAAGUCUUUUGGCCGCAUCAAGAAGUGGCUGGAGCACGCUCGCUCCUCGCCCAGCCUCAGCGUCCUGGCCGGCGGCAAGUGCGACGACUCCGUGGGCUACUUUGUGGAGCCCUGCAUCGUGGAGAGCAAGGACCCGCAGGAGCCCAUCAUGAAGGAGGAGAUCUUCGGGCCUGUGCUGACCGUGUACGUCUACCCGGAUGACAAGUACAAGGAGACGCUGCAGCUGGUCGACAGCACCACCAGCUACGGCCUCACGGGGGCAGUGUUCGCCCAGGAUAAGGAGGUCAUCCAGGAGGCUACAAAGAUGCUGAGGAACGCUGCCGGCAACUUCUACAUCAACGACAAGUCCACUGGCGCGAUGGUGGGCCAGCAGCCCUUUGGGGGCUCACGAGCCUCUGGAACCAACGACAAGCCAGGGGGCCGGCACUACAUCCUGCGCUGGACGUCGCCCCAGGUCAUCAAGGAGACCCACGAGCCCCUGGGGGACUGGCGCUACUCGUACAUGCAGUGAGGCCCGUGGUGCCUGCCCCGUCCAGCUGUCCGUCCGUCCAGAUGACUGACCUCACUCCGCUGCCCCAGCCCCUGCUCCAUUCCUCACGACGGCCCCCUCUCUAGAGCCAGGCUCGACCCCCUGCCCCCGCUGUCCUGUGUUUUGGCCUGUCCCGCCCCUCGGUGUCAGAUGCCCGCGCUCUGGUUUGAGAUCGUGUUGGGGAGGACGGGGCUACUACCCCUUAUCCCAUUGGUCAGUCUAGAAAUUCCACCUGGGGGCUGUGACCUCGCGGCCUGGCGGGUUCUUCCUAUCCCCUCCACUGGGGCCCUGGGGCCCAGGGACCAGGGGGUGAUGACCGAGCAGCUCUUGGGAUCCUUUGGGGAAAAGGAGGCAGCGCUGGGCCCCUUGGCAAACCUCACCACUCCCAGAGGCUGCUGGCCUUGGCCCCGGCUCCUCCAGGUGUCCAGGGUGAAGUGUGACCCAGGGUGGCCCACAGGACACAGGCAGCACCUUACCUGUGCCCAACCAUCUGCCUUAGCAGGUACCCGUGCCCAGCCGUGUGCCUUAGACACCUGCACGCCUUUCUCCAGGGUGACUGUGUUCACCUGAGGCCCACGCGAUUCUUGGCCUGCCCCACGUGGCAGGGCCUGGGGGUUCUGGAGGUCACCUGUCACCGUGUGGGAUGCGGUGGUCCUUCCUGUUUGGGCUGGGAUUUUGGAAAACCUUGGUGGGCUUGCCCUUAGCUCCUCUGGUCCUACCUCUAGAGACGUCCGCUCCUGGGGCCUAUCUCAGGGCCUGAGGUUUCCCUGCAGGGACUCAGGUCCCCGCUGGGCCAUGGUGAGACAGGCCCAGGCCAAUGGUGCCCCACCCGUCUCCCAGCCCCCGAGACCGGGCCAUGGGUUCCCGUCUGCCUGGGCCGAGGACGUUGACUAUAGACUCGUCCCUCCUUAGCAUGUCAGGGGCCCUGUGUGGACUGGCCCCUCAGUGGCCCGUUCUUGACUCCGCCAGUCAGUGGCCGUGACUUCUCCUGCAGACUCCUGCCAGAUUCUGGGAGUCAGGGAUCUGCAAGGCAUGACUUUCAGGGAUGGCUGUUAGGGGACUGUGGAAGUGCUGGGACUUCCUCAAGGACAGCUGGACGGGGCCUCCAUGGACCUGGUGUGGCUAUUCCCCAAGUGCCACCGUUUCACACCAUGGCCCGUGGUUGGGGGCUGGUGCCAGUGCUGCCUGGGCCAGGUGUGGGUUCUGCACUGUGAGGUGGCAGCGGGAUUCACCCUGAUGCCAGCCAAUAAAAUCCCUGUUACUUGGUCAAA
Messenger RNA from Lemur catta (Ring-tailed lemur), 3101 nucleotides. It is a transcript of the gene ALDH4A1, whose product is annotated as aldehyde dehydrogenase 4 family member A1. Gene Ontology annotation, molecular function: L-glutamate gamma-semialdehyde dehydrogenase (NAD+) activity. The record is from RefSeq and is a predicted model, not a curated record. The coding region runs from base 16 to 1812 and encodes 598 amino acids. The transcript is spliced from 15 exons. NCBI's taxonomy places the organism in Eukaryota, Metazoa, Chordata, Mammalia, Primates, Lemuridae.